Messenger RNA from Lytechinus pictus (painted urchin), 5002 nucleotides. RefSeq names its product arrestin domain-containing protein 3-like. The record is from RefSeq and is a predicted model, not a curated record. Gene Ontology annotation, cellular component: cytoplasm. NCBI's taxonomy places the organism in Eukaryota, Metazoa, Echinodermata, Echinoidea, Temnopleuroida, Toxopneustidae. The transcript has 9 exons. Gene Ontology annotation, biological process: protein transport. The coding region runs from base 233 to 1846 and encodes 537 amino acids.
GGAGUAGGGUCGAUCUCAUAGAGUUAUAUACGUACAGUGUAUUUAACUCUAUGGUCGAUCUAUAAAUAGUCUCUAUCUCAUCAUACCCGGCCUAUUCCGCGGGUCGCUGCGCCGACCCCAAUUCCAACCUCCAGCAUCCAAGCUGAAUCAUUCAGUUGCAUUGCUGUUGUCUGCACGUCUGCUCUCUCUUUCGUGUCGCGACGUAGUACUGUCGAACAAUCAUCGUCAAAAUAUGGGGAAGUUACAGGCUCUUGAGGUUCUUUUCUCUGGCAACCAAGAUGUCUAUAAACCUGGGGACACCAUCUAUGGAGAAGUAAAGAUCGUUGUCAGUGAAGAAAAGGGCGAUAUUAGAGGUAUCCAAAUAAAAUGUGUUGGAAAGUCAUAUACGCAUUGGACAGAGACUGAGGGAAGUGGGGACAAUCAACGGACAGUGAGAUAUACUACAAAACACAGAUACUUUAAACAGGAAGUCACACUCCGUGGUGUGGCAAAGAGUGAAAGUAACUCAGACCGCAUCAAACUAUCAGCUGGGGAGCAUCGAUUUCCUUUCCAGUUUCAGCUUCCAAGCAUGUCCUUACCUGCACCGUUUGAAGGCCAGUAUGGAUACGUGAGGUACUUUGUCAAGAUUUGCAUUGAUCGACCGUGGAAGUUUGAUCACCAUGCCAAGAGGCUUUUCAGUAUCUUUACAGUCAAAGAUCUCAACUAUGAACACAACGUAUUGGUUCCAGCCAAUCACCAGAUAGAGAAGACUGUAUGUUGUCUCUGCUGCGCUUCUGGUCCUAUCGUCCUCCAGGGACAAAUAGACAAGAGGGGCUAUGUUCCGGGAGAAUAUAUAUUUGUGUCCUUAGACCUUCAAAACAACAGCUCUCGGACAAUCGUUGACAUCAAAGCAAAGCUACAACAGAAAGCACAUUUCUCAGCCUCCAACUGUGGGAGAACGCACCACAGAUAUGUUACAAAGAAGAUUACAGAACUCAAGCUAGAUGGCUGUGAAGCUAUGGGGUCAGUGAACUAUGAGAGGAUGAAGAUGUUGAUUCCUCCCAUCCCUCCUUGCACGUAUGACAACUGCCCGAAUAUUCAACUCGAGUAUUUUGUUGAGAUUGAAGCUGAUGUUUCUGGAACCCCUAUGGAUGCUGAAAUAAAGCUUCCUGUCGUGAUUGGUACCAUUCCAGCCUUCCAACAAACCUUGAAGGAUCCUACCCAAGCUCCUCAGGGCUUCGAAGCUUAUGCCCCGUAUGCAGGACAACCUAUACCGGUGUCCCCCACACCAGGCCAACCUGGGGUAUAUCCUCCACCAGGUCAACCUGGCUAUCCCCCUCAAGGACAACCUGGCUAUCCUCCGGCAGAACAACCGGGAUAUCCCCCAUCGGGGCAACCUGGCUAUCCACCACCUGCAGGAGAGCCGGGAUAUCCUCCGUCUGGACAGCCUGGUUACCCACCACCUGCAGAACAACCGGGCUAUCCCCCUCAAGGACAACCCGGCUAUCCUCCAACCGAACAACCAGGAUAUCCCCCAUCAGGACAGCCAGGCUACCCACCCCCAGCAGCACAGCCAGGAUAUCCCCUGUCAACAGACCCAUCUUCAGGUUUGCCACCCCCUCCUACAUACGCAGCAGCGGUAGGAGGACCCCAGGAGAUCACUGGUAAAGAAGGAUCGUUCGGUAGCGUCAUGUACGCACCACACUACCCUUACUAUGAUCCAGACACCUUAUAUGCAGCCAUGGGACUCCCUGCAGGGGCACCAACAUCAACAGACGGAGGACCACCACCACCUACCAUUACCCAACCACAGAGUGGUCAACAACCACCAUAUAACCCUUACCCGGAGGAAAAGAAAGGGGAAUGACAUUAUUAGGAAUUCACAACACGUCAUUGCCUAGCAGUGAAUGGGAUUGAAUAUACAAUGCUGAAAUUAUUGUCUUCGACGACACUUUAGUUAUUCCUUCAAGUUAUCCUUUGUAUGCCAGUUAUCAUAUAUGUAAAGCGCUUUCAAUCUUGGGUAUAGCUGAUGUAUGUAGUGCUACCGGUAUAUAAAUGAAAAUAUUACUAUUUAUCAUUAACAGUCAAUUCUCAUCAUGUAUAUUUACAGUAAUUCAGAUCAUUCAUACAGCUUUGAAAGUAAUUUUUAAAAAAAUAUCAUGUUCUCUUUACUGCAGAAUAAUAAUAAUCAGCAAAUAAUUACCUAAGGCUAAUUAUUAUUGUUAAGGUAAUAAUGUUUGAUAGGGUCCUCACAUAAACCGAGGACUACAAAACAUCUCAAGUAAAUUCAUGAGAAACGGAAAAGUAAUAUAUUCUUCCUUUUAAUACCUUGCCUUGUUUCCUAUACAGUGUGUAUUUUUUUUAUGUACAUGAGGUUCAAUAAAAUGCAUGGAAGUGCAAGCUUGAAGUUAACUCUUUGCACAUUCUUGUAUGUGACAAAAUGUGGUAUAUGUAGUAUGGACCUUUUCUUUAAAAUCAGUGGACUAAAAUAAACGUUCUUGUAUGUCUUGUACAUAUAUUUACAAAUAGUAGUUAGCUGUAAAUUUGUGUAAUACAUGUAUAUGUAUAUUCUAUUGGAGUAGUUUGAAAGUAUUUAAAUUUCAAAGAAUGAAUGUGUUUAAGUCAAAUCUACAUUUUGGAAACAUGUAGCUUCUAUCAGUCAAUACCAGUUCAAAAUAAAUAAAGUAUUGACGAUAUAAACAGUUGGUUAUCAAUUAAUAAUUAAAUGAGGUAAUAGAUUAUUAUGUAAAGUAUUAUUAUGACUCCUUUUGCAGACAUCCAAGAAAAUGAAUACCAUGUACUAAUAUUAAUCAUCACAGCCAUACUUUUGCAAAGAAAACUGUCUUUCAUUCAAGUUAUUGGCAUAACCUUGCCUUUUCAAUGAAGUGUUUUGGUCAGUUUUAUACAUUUUUUUUUUCACGUUUAUGAAAAUCUGUUUAUGAAUUUAACCCAUUUGCAAAGCGGGAAGAGGCCGGGUUGCUGUCCCUGUCCAUAGCCUAUGGGAAUGAGAUGAUUACUUCUUGGGUUGAAGCAGAUGUAAUUUGAUGUUUUAAGAUAUUUAUAAUAUAUCCACCAUGAUUAUUUUAUUUUUAGAUAUCAUGCAGUGUAAUGUGCUCAUACUUGCCUUGUACCUACAGUUUAUUGUUUUGAGAAGUGUUUCAUUAUUCCCCAAAAAGCUGCAGCUUCUUGAUCCAUUAAUGUUGACAGGCCAAAAUGGUCUUUCAAAUGUUUAUUCCCAUUAAGGAGACACUGCCCAGGGGCUAUGCACAAUUAUUUUUUUUUUUUGAGGGGGGAGGGGGCAAAUGAACAUUUUAGGGAGAGAGGUAAUUUCCUUGUUUUCUUCACCACCUGAUUUUUUUUUAAAUUUCCUAUUAUUAUUUUUUUUGGGGGGGUUGAUGGUUUCCCACUACCCAUCUAUAGCAUCACCCCUGCUUUUCCGUAAUUCUACACACUCACUUAAGGCCUGGUCCCACUGGCCGAUGGACACAAAACAUAUUCAUAACGGAUACAGCGGACAAGCAAAAUUUCGGGGUGGCUCCAUCCGUUUUCAUCUGCUCCAGACAAUGGACAAAAUGGGCGAACAAUGAAAUUACAAUGGACGGAUGCUCAAUGGAUAUAGAGCGUAUAAAACAGAGUACACAACGGAUACAUAAUGUUUUCCAACGUAUGGCAAUGUUCUUUUCCGUUUUACACCCUCUCUGCAUCCAGAAGUGCAGUGGGACGAAGCCUUUAGAUAUUUUGACAAUCAACCCAUCCCUUACUGGGAAUGCCAUAGGAAAAUUUAUGAUUUAAUGAUAUACAUGUGUAUAUGUUUUACUUUUAAGUAGCGUUUUGUCAAGGGUUCUUCUCUUUAUGAAUGAAGUAUGUCUUGUGGUUGGUGUUUUUAUUAUCAGGGUGAAGUGUCUCCAUAAUUUGCCUUUAUACAUGUACCUGUGUGCAUUUUAAAAAUGCUUGUAUCACUUUGUGUAGUUGUACAUGUUGUGAGAAGUGCUCAUGUCUGUACUAUUAUUAAACUUGAUGCAAAUAUUACUUUUAUAACAUAAUGAAUAUAAUUUUUUGUACCGGUAUUUAUUACUGUUAAUGUUGUAGAUUUAAAGAAGAAGUUCACCCUGAAGAAAAGUUUGUUGUAACAAAGCAGAAAAAUAACAAGAAAAUAUUGGUUAGGAUUGAGGAAGAUCCAUUGAAGAUUAAGAAAGUUAGAAUUUUAAAUUUUAGAUUUGUGACAUCAUAAACGAGCAGCUGCGGCAUAUGUUAUGUGAUAUAACAUGCACAUAUUUUAAUUUUUUAAUGGUUCUUGAUGACUUAUUUUUGUUUUCUUUUUAUGAACGGGUGUGAAAUGUUUUGUCUAUUGAUAUACUGAAAGUACAGUAAAAAUCCAUUUUCAAUUUUCUAAAGAAAUGAAAUUGAUUUUUUUACCAUACAACAUUAGGAAAGCUGCUCGCAUAUGACGUCACAAAUCUAAUUUUAAUUCUAAUAACUUUUUUAUUCUUUCAUGGAUUUUUCUCAAGCCUUCGGCAAUAUUUUUUAUAAUUUGUUUCUGCUAUUUUGGCAGUCAAUUUUUUGUCAGGGUAAACUUCCCCUUUAAUUUCUGCUAAAUGUAAAAACUAAACAUAAUUCAAAGGAUCAAUUGCAUAAAAUAUUGAAAUCCAUCACAGUUCAAAGAUUUGGAUCAUUUUGAUUUGUUGAAAAUUCUGUUAUUAUUAAGUUGCAUGUAAUUAUUUGUUGUAGUUACCUCUGAUUACAGAGUUUUUCCCCUCACACCCCAGUGAUAAAUAGCACCAGUUUGAGUUUAAACUUCCUCAGUCUGUUCAUAGUUCCUUACACAAAAUGCAAUAUUCAGAUCAUGAAGUCUCAAAAUAUAAUCCCCACUCAAUUUUUUAUUUCUAUUUACAGAAUUCAUACCAUCACAAGUAUGUUUCCAGUGAACAAAUAUGAAUAACAGAAUGCUUCAAAAUAGCCAUGUUUUCUGAUAGUGAUCAUAUGGCCAUUGCAAUUCAAUUAAAAUAUAUUUUCAAUUGUUUUA